AUGAGCCUAACCCCGGUGCCCCGGUCUCCGCGGCCCGGCUUAGCUGCUCCCCACACAGGCACGCCGACGGUAUCUCCUGUAGUGGAGCUGAAUGUGGGGGGCGAGUUCUUCACCACCACCAUGGGCACCCUGAGAAAACUCCCUGGCUCAAAGCUGGCAGAGAUGUUCUCCAGCUCAGCCAAGGCCUGCAUGGAUUCAGAGGGCCGCUUCUUCAUCGAUCGCCCAGGCACCUAUUUUGGACCUAUCCUCGACUUUCUCCGCAGUGGGCAGCUGCCCACUCAGCACAUCCCAGAGGUGUACCGGGAAGCACAGUUCUACGAAAUCAAGCCUUUGGUCAAGCUCCUCGAGGAUACUCCGAAGAUCUUUGGAGAGCAGGUGGCUCGAAAGCAGUUUUUGCUGCGGGUUCCUGGCUAUAGUGAGAACCUGGAGCUCAUGGUGCGAUUAGCACGCGCUGAAGCCAUGGCGGCGCGCAGCUCCAGCGUGCUGGUGUGCGCAGUGCGCAAGGAAGAGGAUACUGUACAUUGUGCUGACACCCUGCGCACCCUGGAGGCAAACAAGACGUCAGUUGUCAAGUUUGGGCCCUGGAAGGCGGCCCCGGAAAUCAGGGACCUCCUGGAUUGUGUGAAGAUGGACAUUGAGGCCCAGGGCUACCAGGUAUCCUAUGAGUGCUACUCAUACCGGGGCAAGGCGGCCAGUUACUUCUAUACAUUCCUCUUCACCUGGUGGUGA
Messenger RNA from Orycteropus afer afer, 729 nucleotides. RefSeq names its product potassium channel tetramerization domain containing 14 (gene KCTD14). Lineage: Eukaryota; Metazoa; Chordata; Mammalia; Tubulidentata; Orycteropodidae. The transcript is spliced from 2 exons. Gene Ontology annotation, molecular function: protein binding. The record is from RefSeq and is a predicted model, not a curated record. Bases 1 to 729 code for a protein of 242 amino acids. Gene Ontology annotation, biological process: protein homooligomerization.